This is a messenger RNA of Nicotiana attenuata, 717 nucleotides long. RefSeq names its product 54S ribosomal protein L19, mitochondrial-like. NCBI's taxonomy places the organism in Eukaryota, Viridiplantae, Streptophyta, Magnoliopsida, Solanales, Solanaceae. Gene Ontology annotation, biological process: translation. The record is from RefSeq and is a predicted model, not a curated record. The transcript has a single exon. Gene Ontology annotation, molecular function: structural constituent of ribosome; large ribosomal subunit rRNA binding. Gene Ontology annotation, cellular component: large ribosomal subunit; ribosome. Bases 86 to 553 code for a protein of 155 amino acids.
CCCACCCACAAAUCACCGCUGCCUCAUCACCGGCGCAGCUAAAGCAGUAGCAAAACCCCUCUUUUACGCCGCCUCAUUUUGCAGAAUGGCGACACUAAAAGAGAUCUUAACGCGCCGCCCUAUCUCAGCCACGAUCCGUCUCACCGUCGAUGCGGGUGCAGCUAAGCCCGGCCCACCAGUAGGACCGGCCCUGGGUCAAUACAAGCUCAACUCCAUGGCUUUCUGCAAGGACUUCAAUGCUCGGACCCAGAAGUUCAAGCCCGGUACACCUAUGGCCGUCACCAUAUCGGCGUUCAAGGACGGGACUUUCGAGUUCACCGUUAAGUCUCCGUCAGUUACAUGGUACCUAAAGCAGGCUGCUGGAAUUGAGCUGGGAAGUGGCCGCCCUGGUCAUGUAACGGCGUCAACUCUAACCCUAAAGCACGUUUAUGAGAUUGCUAAAAUCAAACAGAGUGAUCCGUUUUGCCAGUACAUGCCCUUGGCGUCGAUUUGUAAGUCUAUUAUUGGGACGGCGAAUUCUAUGGGGAUUAAAGUUCAGAAGGAGCUGGAUUAAAUGAAACUAUUGAACUGUAUUUUUGCUAUUUCUGUAGUUUUUGUACUAAGAUUUGGAAAUGAAGAGUAGUAAAGUUGGUUGAAGUAAUGAUUUUGCUGUUUAAGGAAGCAUGAUAUGAAUUAUGAAUGUUUUCUUAGCAAUAAAAUUAGUUUUUUUUAAGUCCA